Zymoseptoria tritici IPO323 is the source of this 687-nucleotide messenger RNA. RefSeq lists its product as uncharacterized. Bases 1 to 687 code for a protein of 228 amino acids. The record is from RefSeq and is a predicted model, not a curated record. Lineage: Eukaryota; Fungi; Ascomycota; Dothideomycetes; Mycosphaerellales; Mycosphaerellaceae. The transcript has a single exon.
AUGGCUAUCAGCGCUGCAAACACCGUGUUCCAAACCGUGGAACUGGUCGAGAUGAUCCUGUUGGACUGCUCCAUGGAAGACGCCGCACGUGCUCGGGAGGUCAACUCUUUCUUCAAAGACAUCGUCGACUGUUCCAAGAGUCUGAGAAGGAAAAUGUUCCUGGAUCCAGCUUUAAGCAGCGAGAAACUGUGUUGUCGCGAAGGGAAACCGGGCCAGCCGCUGGUCGUACAACACGGCGACAAUACCUACGGCGACGACAUCCGGACCAUCGUCAAAGUCCAUCCUCUACUUCAAGUUCGCAGGUGUCAUUCCAUAGAGCCCGCUGAUCUUGCCGAGAUAGACGAGCGCUUCUUCAACCGGGCACCUGGAAUGUGGGAGAACAUGCUGGCCACUCAACCUCCUUGCGCCGAGCUCAAGUUCACAUCAAAUGACGAGUUCGGACCGAUGGGCGUACGGAAAGUGUCUCAACCGCAGACAUUGGGGCAGAUAAGGGACGAGCUGGCAGCUUACCACCGGGAAUGUUUCUUGCUGCCAAAGCGUGCAUUGGGACGAUUCGUAAUCACCAUUUCAGGCUGUGGGGCCACGUCUGAGGACCAUUCGCAGGUGGCAAAGGGUAGAACAUACGCUCACUGGGAAAAGCGUCUACGUGGGCUGCGGCGGAUACGAGAACGAGAGCGGCAGCACUGA